AUGCACUUGGGAAAAGUUCUAUCUGCUUCUCGCGAGAAUUUUAACGAUUGAUCGAACUAUGUCUUGUUAAGUGGUCUUCUUAGAGUGAAACUUUUUGUUUAUCCGCAACGCAAAACUUCCCCUCAAGCAGGGCAGUGGAAGCCCCAAGAGACCCCGGUGAUCUGUUGUAGUAGAGAAGAGAGAGGAUGUCACGAUAGGAGAGAAUAGAUGAGAAACGACAACAGUGUAUCCGUGGCGACGAGGAACGUUUCUAUUUGGAAGGAAGUGAACGUAGGUGCGGAACGAGAGUAGAUUUUCGCGAGUUGGUGAAGAAGAAUGGCGGAAGCAGGAGGAACGUCCGGUGACAAGGAGUUCAAGAAGCUGUUCCGUAGGAGAUUUCCGCAAUACGUCGCCGCUUCUGCAGCAUGCAUGGGCGGCUUCUCACUGGGCUGCGGCCUCGGCUGGAGCGCGCCGUCAGUCGAGAUCCUGAAGGACAAGUACAGCUACAACGAGUUCUCCACGAACGUAAUCGCGGCGGUGUUCCCUCUCGGUGCUGCGCUAGGCAUGCCGGUGAUCCCCUUCCUGAUCGAUAAAAUCGGUCGAAAAUGGACCAUGAUGGCUCUGGUACCUGCGUUCCUCCUCGGUUGGAUCUUCAUCGCGGCAGGUGUGUCGGAGUUGACCCUUCUUAUCAUCGGAAGACUGAUAACCGGUGCUUGCGGCGGAAUGUUCUGCGUCGUCGCGCCUAUGUACUCUGCUGAGAUCUCGGAGAAACAGAUCAGAGGUACUCUAGGUGUCUUCUUUCAAUUGCUACUGGUCGUUGGCAUUUUAUACGCUUACUGCUGCGGGUACAGCAGAAACGUGAUAGUGACGUCAGCUCUGUGCGGUGCAGCGCCCAUAAUUUUCGCCUGCAUCAUGAUAUUCAUGCCGGAGAGUCCGUUGUACUACUUGUCCAAGGACAACGAGGAAGCUGCGAGGAAGUCGAUGAGAUUCUUUCGUGGACCGGAUCACAGCGUCGACGCCGAGAUUAGCGCGUUCAAAGUCAGUAAGAGCAGACGUCAUACGGUGACGAUAUCCAUAUUCAAGAAGAAGCCGGUGAUGAGGACAAUGGGAGUGGCGUUCGGGUUGAUGUUCGCUCAACAGUUCAGCGGGAUCAACGCGAUUAUCUUCUAUUGCGAGACGAUCUUCAGGCAGACCGGCGUGGACAUGGACCCGUUGCUUCAGAUGGUGAUCGUCGCGAUAGUCCAGGUGGUCGCGUGCGUCGCCUCCGCUGCGUUGAUCGAUCAGCUCGGUAGGAAGCUCCUCAUGUUAAUAUCCUGCGGCGUGAUGUGCUGCUGCCUCGUCGCCCUGGGAUUCUUCUUUAUCCUGAAGAGCAACAAUGCCCAAGCAGCAGAUGAUCUAUUUUGGUUGCCUCUCUUCUCCGCCUGCCUCUAUAUGCUCGCCUUCUGCCUCGGAGCCGGUCCGAUUCCCUGGGCAUACAUGGGCGAGAUCUUCCCGACGAAGCUGAAGGGAAUAGCGUCGUCCAGCGCGGCUUUCUUCAACUGGACGCUGGCGUUCAUAGUGACGGUCUCGUUCUCGAGCGUUGUCAACGCGAUCGGGAUCGCCGCUGCGUUCUUCUUCUUCGCGGUAAUUUGCGGCCUCAGCGUCGCCUUCGUGGUGUUCUUCAUGGUCGAGACCAAGGGCAAGACCUUCGCGGAGAUCCUGAGGGAGUUCGGCACCUACGACAUCGACGAGCAAUAG
Molecule: messenger RNA, 1716 nt
Organism: Habropoda laboriosa
Lineage: Eukaryota; Metazoa; Arthropoda; Insecta; Hymenoptera; Apidae
Product: facilitated trehalose transporter Tret1-like
Exons: 8
Coding region: 316-1716 (466 amino acids)
Biological process (GO): transmembrane transport
Cellular component (GO): membrane
Molecular function (GO): transmembrane transporter activity
Source: RefSeq, a predicted model, not a curated record